AUGGCCCAUAAUGGGAUAAAACGCAAGCGCGAGCCUGAUGACUAUGGUGAUCCAGUUAUACCUCCUCCACCCGUCGGCGACAGCAGAUUCGGAGUUGGACAGACAUUGUCAUUUCUACAAGACUCGGUACCGUCACCCACAGAACAGUCAGUCACCAGUAUCGACAUCGCUGUCGAUGGUGUGAAAUUGAUGAAUGCCAAAAGCGACAAGAAGAAGAGGCGAAGGGGCGACGAUGGCGAGAAAAUCAAAUACCCGACGCUAACAUAUGUCGAGGGGAGGCUACAAUCUUCAAUCCGUAUUGCCGACUUGCAGGGCUUACUGCUGUAUUGCUUUGCGGAUGGCGUUGCACCGCAAUGGAUCUCAAUGAGACAUUCGGGCCAUGUGAGGAAAAUAGCGGUUCUCAUGGUUCCAGGACUGGAAAUUGGCAUGUUUGAUGGAUCGGUAUCAUUAGAAACGCAGUCACCUAAUAACGAUGUCCGUAACGAGGAGCCCAAUAAAGAAGAUGAGGAAAAACUGGAAGAUGACGAGGAUGUUGACUUUGAGCGAUGGAAACAGGGUCUACCUGUAGCUGACAAGUCUCACCGCUUUAAUCCCCGAGCCCUUUCCAAAGAGACACUGCCAGAGCCAUUACAAGAACUAGCAGACAUCUUCCCUCACAUAUGGCCUGUCAAAGCUCCCGGCGACAAAAAAUACAACAAAGUACACUCACCUCUACAAGCUAUUCUACUCUCCCAACUACCAAAGACUCCUGGCGAGGUUAAAAAAGGACCCCGCCCCCCAAGACUGGACAAAAGCUUUGUACCCAAACGAACACCCAUUACUGUUUUUGUCAGCUCCAAAGAAGAUUUGCGAGAAAAUGAUUACGUCUUACACCCUGCCCUUCUUUCUCCCGACGAAAAAGCAGCAGAGGCAGAAAUACGUCACCAACUUAGCACUUCUGCAGACCAUGGCUGGGUGGAUUCAAAUAUCGAAUCAGUUGCCCAGGGAGUGCCUCCCGAAGUCGACGUUCAAGAAGGGAGCAUGACCGCGGGCCGGGAAGUACUAGGCUUGGAUUGCGAAAUGUGUAUCACGGAAGGGGGAAAAUCCGAACUCACUCGCAUCAGUUUGGUGAGGUGGGAUGGCGAGGUGCUUUUGGACAAGCUCGUCAAGCCGGACUUGCCAGUCAUCAACUACCUGACUCAAUAUUCCGGUAUUACAAAAGAAAUGCUUGACCCUGUAACCACCACCCUAGCAGACAUUCAAAAGGAGCUUUUGGAAAUUCUUACUCCUCGUACUAUCCUUGUUGGGCAUUCGCUAAACUCUGACCUUACCGCUCUCAAACUCACACAUCCAUUUAUUGUCGACACGGCUAUUAUCUAUCCCCACCCGCGUGGUCCUCCGCUGAAAAGCUCACUGAAAUGGCUUUGCCAGAAAUAUCUCGGCAAGGAGAUCCAAAAAGGUCACACAGGCCAUGAUUCAAUCGAGGACGCUCGCUCUGUUCUUGAACUCGUCAAGCAGAAAUGCGAGAAGGGUGAACAUUGGGGCACCUCUGACGCAAAUAACGAGAGUAUAUUCCGUAGACUCGGGAGGUCCGUUAAAAGCGGCAAACCAGAAGGCCGUACCGGUGCGAUCAUUGACUGGGGCAGUCCUGAGCGAGGAUUUGGGUCUCAAGCCACGGUUUCUAUUGGGUGUGACACCGACGAUCAAGUUGUGGAUGGCAUGAAGCGUGCUUUGUGUGGUGAUGAUUCUGACACCAACAUUCCUGGUGGAGGAGUUGACUUUGCGUGGGCGCGUCUCCGGGAACUUGAGGUAGUCCGAGGCUGGUGUAAUCGCCGGCCAGAUCCCAACAACGCGAAUGCAUCAACUGCUAUCAUUCAUCCUCCCGAGGAGACUACUCCAACUACCUCUACUACGGCCUCGGUACCGCCAUCCACAUUAGCAUUGACAGUGUCAAAGACCAUCCACAAGAUUAAAAGAAUAUACGAUUCCCUUCCUUCCUGUACGCUUUUUAUUGUGUACUCAGGUACUGGUGACCCGCGCGAAGUUUCUCGGUUGCAUGCUAUGCAUAAACUUUAUCGGGAUGAAUUCAACGCCCGCAAAAAAUGGGACGAACUGAGUGUGAAGUGGUCUGAUACCGAGGAGCAAUUGCUCAAACGAGCAUGUGAACGGGCUCGAGAAGGAUGUGGGUUUAUGUGUAUCAAGUAG
This is a messenger RNA of Talaromyces proteolyticus, 2184 nucleotides long. Its product is annotated as putative exonuclease. Gene Ontology annotation, molecular function: exonuclease activity; nucleic acid binding. The record is from RefSeq and is a predicted model, not a curated record. NCBI's taxonomy places the organism in Eukaryota, Fungi, Ascomycota, Eurotiomycetes, Eurotiales, Trichocomaceae. Gene Ontology annotation, cellular component: nucleus. The coding region runs from base 1 to 2184 and encodes 727 amino acids. The transcript has a single exon.